AUGGGUAAAGUCUCGGUAAUGUGCAAGUACAAUGCUUUUGAUGAGAAGUACGCUUUUGACGAUGAAGGCUUGUUCACUUACAGUAGCACAGAACAGAAGCGAGUUGAACAGUUAGCUAGGGAACAAUUCCAAAAUUUUAUCGAUUCAUUCAUGGAUAAUAUCGAAGAUGAUAUAGAUUAUUUACCUGUGUUGGAUAAAACACUACAUAUCAAGCAUUUGGUUCAGUCUUUGGAACAGUUAUCAAGCUCAUUUUCGCAGUUGGAAGCAUCUCGUGCUUGGUUCUGUUAUUGGGGAGUACACAGUUUGGGGCUCUUGGAAGCACCACUCAGUGAAGACUUGGCUUCUAGCAUUGUUCGAUUUCUGAAGACCUGUGGUCCAGGACAAUAUCCACAUUUGGCUACUACUUAUGGUGCAGUAAUGGCUUUAAUAAGCAUUGGUACCGAUGAAGCUCUUGCGAGUAUUAAUACGACAACUCUGAAGAAUUUUUUGCUCUCUGUCAAACAACCUGAUGGCAGUUUCGCACUACACAUUGGUGGGGAAAUUGAUAUUCGAGGAUCGUACUGUGCUCUUGCUGUUGCUUCUAUUACAAAUAUUUUGGAUAGCGAACUCACUGAGAAUGCGGAUAUAUGGAUUAUCAGAUGUCAGACUUAUGAAGGUGGCUUUGGUGGUGAACGGUUUUGUGAAGCGCAUGGUGGUUAUACAUUUUGUGGUGUAGCGUCGUUAAUAAUUCUGGGAAAAAGUGCUUUGAUUCAUAGAUCAUCUCUGAUAAAGUGGCUUGCUUUUAAACAAAUGAAAUACGAAGGUGGAUUUCAAGGUAGAACAAAUAAACUGGUUGAUAGUUGUUAUAGUUUUUGGCAAGCUGCUGUAUUCCCUAUAUUAGAAGUUGCAGAACUUAUUCUAGGAAACAGCGUUUUUUCAUCGUUUGAUGGAAAAGCACUGCAGGAAUAUGUUCUCAUUGCUUGUCAAGAUAUGAACAAUGGUGGAUUGAAAGACAAACCAGACAGGUUAAGCGAUUUAUAUCACUCAUGUUAUGCCCUGAGUGGUCUCUCUGUGGCACAAUAUUAUACAGCUGAUGGUGUCAUUGGUGGAGAAGUCAAUCGACUGGUAUGGUGUUAUUAA
Molecule: messenger RNA, 1119 nt
Organism: Thelazia callipaeda (thelaziosis nematode)
Lineage: Eukaryota; Metazoa; Nematoda; Chromadorea; Rhabditida; Thelaziidae
Source: the annotation of a GenBank genome assembly